This is a messenger RNA of Racocetra persica, 807 nucleotides long. The record is from the annotation of a GenBank genome assembly. NCBI's taxonomy places the organism in Eukaryota, Fungi, Glomeromycota, Glomeromycetes, Diversisporales, Gigasporaceae.
UAAAUCUUUUUGAAUAUUACAAAAAAACUAUUCAACAAGCUAUUACAGUAUCUAUUUUACAGGGAUUACAUAAAGAGAUAUCAGAAUCAAACAUAUCAGCUAAUAACAAAUUGAUACUAUAUGAUUUGAUAAAAGAAAAAAUUGAUAAUUUUAGACAAGAAGAAGAAUUUGAAAAUAUAAAAAAAAAGAUUGAAAAAGAAAAUUCAGUUACUAAUUUAGAAGUAGAUAUCAAAGAAAAAAUAGAUUUUAAAACAAAAUAUAUUGAUCAAAAAAAGAAAAAUGAAUUACAUAUAAUACGUAAUCAAAAAAUUAAAUCAUUAAAAGGUGCAAUAGAUUUUUUACGUAUUAAAGAAGAAAUUGAAAAUGAAUCUUUAUUAUCAAAUUUGUUAGAUAAAAAUCUUUUUGAUGAUUUAAUUCAAACAAACAGUUUUUUAGUUAAAAAUCAAAGACAAUUAUUACAAACAACAAGAAAAAAAUUGAUACAGUUGUUAGUAAACAAUUAUUACAACACGUUAAAGAAAGAAAUAGAAAUAUCAAAAGAUUUAGAAAAAUUAAAUGAUGGGGAUAUUUUGAUGAAAGAAUCGGUGAAAAUUGAUCGAUUAUUAAGAAGUGAAAAAGAUCAAAGAUAUGAUCUUAUAAGAGAUAUUAUUAAUAAUACAGAAAAUAUUGAAAAAAUAUCAGAUUCAUCAGAAAUAUUUACAGAUAUUAAAAUAUUAAAUCAAACUUUAUUAACAGAAAAUCGUGAUAAAUCAGAACUAGAAAGAGAACAAAAAUUACACUAUAAUAAUGGGUUAUAUGAUAUUAUUA